This is a messenger RNA of Stylonychia lemnae, 1266 nucleotides long. The record is from the annotation of a GenBank genome assembly. NCBI's taxonomy places the organism in Eukaryota, Ciliophora, Spirotrichea, Sporadotrichida, Oxytrichidae.
AUGAAAGUUAUCGGAUUCCAAAGUGCUUAAUUCUUUUUAUUUGGUGCCAUUUUAUUAUUUUCCUCAAGAUGCUGUGCUGAAUUUACUAACUCAUUUGCUGAUUGCGAAGAAUUCAUUAGUAAUUUUUACCCUACUUAGGAUAGUGAUGGCUCACCAACUGGCUCAAACAAUCUUAUAUAUGAAAAUAUUGUUUGCUAGACUGAUGGGAUCUGCCCAGAUGGAAUCAGACGAAUUUCCUGUUCAUGGAACAGAUUUCUACAGGUAAAAUGCUCGACAAAUAGUCUGAAGACUUAGAUAACUGUGAUUACUAAUGGCAUGCCUAGCAACUGCUAUUACAACAGAGGAGAUGCUAACUAUCCCUCUGAUAGCUUGGAUUUCUAAUUUAGUCAUAAAUACAAAUUUACUGUUGAUUUCAAUGUUCAUCCAGAAGAUACUUUCAUUGCUCUGGGUAAACCUGAUACAAAGGAUUUCAACUAAACUUUGAUAGAGAGUUAGUAUUAACUGGAUAGCUACCUAUGUGCUUAGGGUGUAUUCAGAUCUAUAUUUUUAGAUUCAAACAUUAGAUAUAGUGAGGAGUUGUACAUUGAUAGUUAAAUCACUCAAUCUUCAUGGGAUUAUAAUUCAAUUGAUUUCCCAAGAAGCAAUUUGAGAAAUUCUGAUUAUAUUGUAGGGGUAGCUCUUAAUGGAGUAUUUCUGACGAACGGAAUAAGUAGUGAAGGUUUUGAUGGAUUUUACCCUAAGGCAUAUAAUAGAAGAACCUAAGUUAAGUACUUUGAGCUAGACAUAUGCUAUGGCAAUUCAGAGGAUUUUAACACCUAUUCGUAUAGAAUGUUUUCCCCUUGCAUGUAUCCUUAAUCUCCUUUGAAAAAAUAUGCAUUCAGUUGCAAUCAUUAAAACUAUCUAUUCUGCAGCACUGACCCACAAAAGCAUAUUAAGACAUAUACCCCAUAAUCUGUUUAAAAACAAACUCUUAUUGGUAUAGCUAGAGAUGGAAGAGUGAUCUAUGGCCCUUUCAAAAGUCCUGGGUCAUUCUGGUAGCCUUGCGAUGUUGACGUUUGUAAUGGAAGAUAUUUCACAGGCAACUAUUAUGGGUAUGUAGCUACAAUGUUUCACCCUUACAUAAUAGGCUGCUGGGGACCAGGAAACUAGCCUGAAUUCAAAGCUUCAUGCUCUACUAAUCCCAGAAUUUGCACUGGGAGCACAUUUUUAUAAGUUUAAUUGUGGGUAUUAGCUUUUGGAAUAUUUAUAUUAGACUUUGCUUUUUGA